AUGUGUAAAGAAGGAAUCACUGGAGGUGCAACAACUAAGACUUUUUGCGGAACUCCUGACUAUAUCGCCCCAGAGAUCAUACUGUACCGACCUUACGGUAAAUCGGUUGACUGGUGGGCAUAUGGGGUGCUAUUGUUCGAGAUGUUAGCUGGACAACCACCAUUCGAUGGAGAAGACGAGGAUGAACUCUUCACUGCUAUCACAGAACACAGUGUUUCGUAUCCUAAAAGCCUAUCUAAAGAAGCAGUUUCGAUUUGUAAGAUGCUGCUCAACAAAAAUCCCACAAAGCGACUGGGUUGCUCGAUAGACAUUGUUGCAGCUGAACUGGACGUGAAGGGACAUCCUUUCUUUCGGCGAAUCGACUGGCACAAGAUUGAAACUCGCCAAGUUCAACCACCUUUCAAGCCAAAACUGAAGUCGCUUGAUGACGUGUCUAAUUUCGAUUCCGAAUUCACCCAGGAAAUGCCACAACUAACGCCAAUCGAUCGCUUGUUUCUCAUGAAUUUGGAUCAAACCGAGUUCGAAGGCUUCUCAUACGUUAAUCCAGAAUUUGUGCAAGAAAUUUAA
Cooperia oncophora is the source of this 567-nucleotide messenger RNA. The record is from the annotation of a GenBank genome assembly. Lineage: Eukaryota; Metazoa; Nematoda; Chromadorea; Rhabditida; Trichostrongylidae.